AUGGCGCUCUGGCUGACCUUGGUCGUGGUCCUCACCUGCUUUGGCGGCCUCGCCUCCCCGGGCCCCGUGCCCGCCUUCACGGUCGUCAGAGAGCUCAUUGAGGAGCUGGACAACAUCACCCAGAAGGCCCCACUCUGCAACGGCAGCAUGGUGUGGAGUGUCAACCUGACGGCUGCCCCGUGCUAUGCAGCCCUCGAGUCGCUGAUGAACGUCUCCGACUGCCGUGCCAUCCAGAGGACCCAGAGGCUGCUGAGAGCACUCUGCCCUCCCAAGCCCUCAGCCGGGCCGGCCUCCAGCCAGCCCGUCCGAGACACCAAGGUGGAAGUGAUCCGGUUUGCCAAAGACCUGCUCCAACAGCUAAGGAAAGCUGUUCGCCAAGGGAAGCUCCCCUGA
This is a messenger RNA of Eptesicus fuscus (big brown bat), 393 nucleotides long. RefSeq names its product interleukin 13 (gene IL13). The record is from RefSeq and is a predicted model, not a curated record. NCBI's taxonomy places the organism in Eukaryota, Metazoa, Chordata, Mammalia, Chiroptera, Vespertilionidae. The coding region runs from base 1 to 393 and encodes 130 amino acids. Gene Ontology annotation, biological process: immune response. The transcript is spliced from 4 exons. Gene Ontology annotation, molecular function: cytokine receptor binding. Gene Ontology annotation, cellular component: extracellular region.